AUGGAGAUUCCACUGUGUUAUCGUUUUGAUCCAACUGAUGAAGAAAUCAUUCUUCAUUAUCUCUAUAACAAAACUCAUGGCUUCCCACUCUCUUCAUCAUCUGCUAUGAUUGACUGCGAUCUCUACGAUGAAACUGAUGCCUGGAAGAAUUUCUUUAAAGCGACGAGAGAGACUACUCUUUACUUUUUCACAAAGCUUAGAAAGAAAUCGGAGAAAGGUUCCAGAGUUGAACGUGCUACAGGAAGCGGAACAUGGAGAACUCAGGGUGAUGAACAUUUGUACAAUGGUGGUGACAGAAGACAACACAUUGGAUACAAACGGAGUCUUACGUUUAUCCCCAAGAAGACUGAAGAAAAGGGAAAAUGGGUGAUGAAGGAAUAUCGGCUUCAUGACAGCCUAUUGAGGAACAAGAAGAGUGAUUUGGUAGUCUGCCGAAUCAAGAAGAAAGUCAUAGAAGAAGAAACUAUGAGAAAUAAUAAUAGUGGUAAUUUCUUGGGGGGUAAGCUGAUAGUUUCUGGGUUCCACCAAGGGAUGAAUAUGGGAGCACUAGAAGUAGACAAAAAUGAUUAUAUUGGGAGUAAUCAAAACCAAGAGCGCUACUGCUACCCAUAUGAUUUUGGUGGUAAUUAUAAUGUUUAUAGUGAGAAUCCUGUGAGUGGUGAACUAAAGGUUCCAGAUGGGCUUCAAGAAGUUGGGAUGAUGGAAGCAUUAGAAGGAAAAGAAAGUGAUUAUAUUGAUAACAGUAGUCUAGGGUUUAUAAUGAAUGAUUUGGAGGAGACGGAUAAGGCAGGCAGAAUAUCGGAAGACUUAGAUACAGCAUAUUGGAGUUGGAAAAAUCAAAUCAGUACCCAGGAGUUCUACACACCUCAUGAUCAGCACCGCGGUAUGGAAGGAUUACAAAUAGAAGAAAGUGGUUAUAUUAUUGAUUCCAAUCAAGGGGUUACAUUGGAAGAAGUAGAUAUGGCCGGAAGUAAUAAUCAGAAUGAACACGUGCAAGAGUGCCACAUAUAUGAGGCGAAUGGUGGUAAUUGUGUUAAUAGUAAGAAUUGUUUGGAUGGUGAGAACAUUGUUUCAGGAAUUUCAGAAGAGAUGAUGAGAGCAGUAGCAGAAGCAGAUGAUUAUAUUGUUAAUAAUGUGGGGUUUACGAUGGAGUACGACUGCGUGAAUGGGAGCUGUGAGCAAAACAUUAUGGAAGACUCCAGCACAUCAUUGACUCAUCAGCAUGGUGCUGUUGGUAAUGCAAUGGAAUCAAUCACCAUUUUUAUUCACCGCUGA
This is a messenger RNA of Pistacia vera, 1275 nucleotides long. RefSeq names its product NAC transcription factor 56-like. Gene Ontology annotation, molecular function: DNA binding. Bases 1 to 1275 code for a protein of 424 amino acids. Lineage: Eukaryota; Viridiplantae; Streptophyta; Magnoliopsida; Sapindales; Anacardiaceae. The record is from RefSeq and is a predicted model, not a curated record. The transcript has a single exon. Gene Ontology annotation, biological process: regulation of DNA-templated transcription; system development.